Staurois parvus is the source of this 1084-nucleotide messenger RNA. NCBI's taxonomy places the organism in Eukaryota, Metazoa, Chordata, Amphibia, Anura, Ranidae. The record is from the annotation of a GenBank genome assembly.
AUGAAGGCCUUAAUCCUGGUCGGCGGCUUUGGGACCCGGCUCCGCCCUCUGACUCUGAGCGUCCCCAAACCUCUGGUGGAUUUCUGCAACAAGCCCAUCCUUCUGCAUCAGGUGGAGGCUCUGGUGAAGGCGGGGGUUAAACAUGUGAUCCUGGCCGUCAGUUACAUGUCAGACAUGCUGGAGAAGGAGAUGAAGGAGCAGGAGAAGAGGCUGGGGAUCCGAAUUUCCAUGUCCCAUGAGAAGGAGCCGCUGGGCACAGCCGGGCCGCUCGCUCUCGCAAGAGACUUACUGACCGAAAACGCGGAGCCUUUCUUUGUGCUGAACAGUGACGUCAUCUGCGACUUCCCCUUCGAAGAGAUGGUUCGUUUCCACCGGCAACACGGGCAGGAGGGGACCAUUGUGGUUACAAAGGUGGAGGAACCCUCGAAGUACGGCGUGGUGGUAUACGAGGGAGAAACGGGCAGUAUCCAGCGAUUUUGUCGAGAAACCGCAAGUCUUCGUAUCCAACAAGAUCAACUCCGGAUUAUAUAUCUUCUGCCCGUCUAUACUGAACCGGAUCCAGCUCCGCCCGACGUCCAUUGAGAAAGAGAUUUUCCCGGCCAUGGCUGAGGAAGGACAAUUAUUUGCAAUGGAGCUACAAGGGUUCUGGAUGGACAUCGGGCAACCCAAAGACUUCCUGACCGGCAUGUGCAUGUACCUGCAGUCUGUGAGACACAAACACCCUGACUGGCUCCACGCCGGGCACGGCUUUGUGGGGAACGUCUUGGUGGAUCCCACUGCCAAGAUCGGGACAAAUUGCUCCAUUGGGCCCAAUGUGACGAUUGGGCCAGGAGUAACGGUGGAAGAUGGAGUGCGGAUAAAGCGUUGUACAAUCAUGAAGGGGUCUCGUAUUCGCUCACACUCCUGGCUGGAGUCUUCUAUAGUGGGGUGGAGCUCAGCUGUUGGACAAUGGGUACGGAUGGAGAACGUGACGGUACUGGGCGAGGACGUUAUUGUGAAUGAUGAGCUUUACCUGAACGGAGCCAAUGUCUUACCCCACAAAUGCAUCGCCGAGUCCGUGCCGGAACCCCGGAUUAUAAUGUAG